Cuscuta epithymum is the source of this 1292-nucleotide messenger RNA. Lineage: Eukaryota; Viridiplantae; Streptophyta; Magnoliopsida; Solanales; Convolvulaceae. The record is from the annotation of a GenBank genome assembly.
GUUUUAAGUUCACACAUCAGGGAUAGAAGAUCUCUUUCUUAACCAUGUUCUCGGCUUCUACGUUUCAUUCGCAGAUAACACCAGUGUCCAGAGAAACGCCGACCUUCUCCAGACAGAGCUAGUAAACCCAUAAAUCUAUCAUCACCUUCGCCUAGGUAUUUCCUCUGAUUCUAUACGGUUUUGAUAAAACUGAUCGCAUCGAUUCAUUUGUUGUACGCCUUAUCUCCUGCUCGCCUCUUACCUCUCCCUCUCCUUGUCUGGAACAGUCAAGUAAUUUCCGGCCGUUGAGUCGCUUUUCCAUUCUGACUUGUUCUUCCGCAACUCACAAGGCUUUCUCUCACUCGGAUUUCAACCAUGGAAAUCGAGAAUGUAACCUCUGAUGUGAUGAUGGACCCAUCUCCUGCUAGCAAUCCAGGCAGCCUUCCAGUGAAGCCAAACUUCAAGCCACUCACAGCGCAUGAAAUUUCCGAUGGGCAGGUGCAGUUCCGAAAAAUUCCCGUGCCGUCGCAUCGGUACACACCUUUGAAGAAAGCCUGGAUGGACAUCUACACCCCAAUCUUUGAGCAGAUGAAAGUCGACAUACGUAUGAAUCUCAAGGCCCGUAGGGUGGAGCUAAAGACCCGACCCGACACCCCUGACAUCAGCAACAUCCAGAAGUCCGCCGACUUUGUGCACGCCUUCAUGCUGGGCUUCGACAUCUGCGACGCUGUUGCUCUUCUCCGGGUGGAUGAGCUGUACGUUGAUUCAUUUGAGAUCAAGGAUGUGAAGACCCUCCGAGGGGAGCAUUUGUCCAGGGCGAUUGGAAGGUUAUCUGGUAAAGGAGGAAAGACAAAGUUUGCUAUUGAGAACUCGACGAAAACACGCAUUGUGAUUGCUGAUACUAAGAUUCAUAUACUAGGUUCUUUUACGAACAUAAAGGUUGCAAGAGAUUCACUUUGCAGUCUGAUUAUGGGCUCUCCUGCUGGGAAAGUGUAUUCCAAGCUUAGAGCAGUCACCGCCCGUUUGGCUGAGAGGUUUUGAUUAAAUUAUGGUGAAUUUAACACAUUUAAGUAUUUUCUGAAAUUUUGCAAGGGUUCACUAGGUGACAUUCCUGCUUGUCUUGAUAUUGUAUUCAUUACAAAAGUGUAGCUGAAUUAAGUGCCUUUUAUCAGAUUUGUGUUGGCCCCUGCCUCUGCUUAGCUUGUUCUUUCAUGUUAAAGCAUGAUUUCCCAAUUUCUUGUUUGAAAGAGACUUUCUGGGUUUACUUGCAAUGUCAAUGUCUGGUAUUCAAAAAUGAAAGACUGUAAUCCUCC